Arabidopsis lyrata subsp. lyrata is the source of this 2800-nucleotide messenger RNA. Its product is annotated as meiosis-specific protein ASY2-like. The coding region runs from base 194 to 2734 and encodes 846 amino acids. The transcript has 4 exons. The record is from RefSeq and is a predicted model, not a curated record. Lineage: Eukaryota; Viridiplantae; Streptophyta; Magnoliopsida; Brassicales; Brassicaceae.
UGAAGGCGGCGAGGUCGUGAUGAUUACGCCGUUCUUCGAGGCGUGAUGAUGACGCGGUUUUUUCUUCGACCGACUCCCUCUAUAAAUACUUCGCUUGCUCCUCAUUCCUCUCAUUCUUUCUCCGCAUCGAUUUCGAAGGUAUUCUCUCUGUUCUCUCUCCUUUUCUCAGCGCGUCUUUUCUUAUUUUCCGAUUAUGUCUUCAAGUAUCGGUUCUUUCGACUCCAUCUCCGACCAUCGCCGAUCUCGUACUUCCGACGAGUCGAAUAUCCGGUCUGUUGAUCGUUUCCUCAACGAAUCCGUCAGCAACUCCCGGGGUCGUAGAUCUAGAACCUCUUCCGGAUCGUCGGCCUCGUCCGUUGCCAGAGACUCUCCGGCUGUUGCAGAGUUACGACGUCGCGAGCUCGAAAGUCGCGUGGGAGCAGCCGGACCGAGUGCAAAUCCUAAGUCCGUUGCAACCAUGCGCCUUCGUGAUGACGACAGUGACGCGGCGUCUAUGGAUGAGGAUGACGUACCGCUCAUCAGACGCAAAUCUUCUAUCAUUAGAGCGGCUCGUUCUGUUGGCCCGUCGCCUGAUGUCGCCGAUCGUUUGGACAUCAUUCCAUUGACGAGGCGGGCGUCCGCCCCGGUUGGGUUUGUUCAGCCCGGUGGACCAGCACCGGGAAUUCCGGAUUACCUUCAACCGACGUCGUCGACGAGCGAGACGAUUGAGCUUUCUCUCCAUUUUUGCGAUGCUCCAGCUUCCCUGAAUACGCUCAUCCCGAACCCGUGGGAUCGUCCCUGGACUGCUCCGGAAGGAUAUCUUUGCGUAUACGAAAAGCUCAUCACUGACUGCGGGCUGACUUUUCCAAUUCCGGCGUUCUUGCUUCAGUACGCUUCGCGGCGAAAAAUGGCGUUUGCGCAACUUUCUCCGGCUGCUAUCCGGAAUGCUUACGGCCUGAUUCGUCUGGCCAAGCAGUGCGGCGUCGAACCUCGUUGUUCUCUGUAUGAGGAACUGACGACGAAGAAGAAUUUCGGGAAAUCCAAGCCGGGCUUGGUGUAUACUCAGUCUUCGCUGACCCCAAAGUUGGUUGUUGGUGCGAAGAGUAAGACCAACGAUUGGCUUCGUUGGUACUUCUUUGUUAAGAUCGACAACGAUUCCGCGGGGGACGUGGUCGUCACGAAUUACCAUGGGUGGACUGUUUCACCCGUUCGUUGUCCCAAGAUCUUGGACCCGUAUCCUGAGAAACUUCGCGACGACGUCAAGAAGAUUCUAGCUUUGUGUCCGUAUACCUGGCCCAACGAAGAAGACCCUGUUCGUCGCCCUUCCUCAAAGUCCAAGAAAGCGACUCCUUCAAAGGCUAUGGGAAAAAUGAAUGUUGACGCGGUGGGCGAUUACUCAUCGAGAUACAAGAAGAAGUCGUCGGUGACGCCGUCGAAGAGGAUAAGCCGGGAGGAAGACGAGGCCAUGGCCUUAGGGAGACGUCUUUCCUUAGCCGAACACGAGGCUAAGGAGAGUGAACGACGAUCUUCAGGUCGUCGGGAUAGGAGAGAUGAGGGUGACCGUCGUGAUCGACGCAGUCACGAUGUUGUCGGUGCCGAUCGUUUGGAAGCAAGAUCCGACGUAGAGAGGGAGAGGAGGGAGAAGGAGGUGGCUGAAGCGCGGUCAGCUAAGCUACCUGUUGCCGAGACUUCUCACGAUGUGCCCCUAGGCGGCAGGGAGGUUAUUUUGUACGACGACUCUCAGGUCGAGCCGACCAAGAAGCGGGCUGCUGAUGAGUCCGAACCGGUGCGUUCGGACCCGACCAAGAGACAAAGGACGGCCUGGGCCCCUGAUUAUAGGUGGCGAUAUGAUUAUAACGGGCGCGACGUCCAUAUCUCGACUGAUUCCACAUCCUGUGCGGAGCUGUUCCGCAAGCUUCACGUCGGUCCAUCUCCCUUCUUCGAGCUUCAAGAUAUGUGGGAGAGAACGGCGUUCACUGACGCUGCGAAGAAGACCGUUGCGGCCAUCGGCGCGAUCGACAGGAUGGCGUAUAUGUACGAGCGUCGUCUCCGCGUUGUUUCCGAGCAGAACACGGCCUCGAAGGAUCACCAGAGGGCCUUGGCAGCCGAGACGAGGAGGGCUGAUCAGGCGUCGAAGGGUUUGGAGAGUGCCAACUCCGAGGUGCAGCUUCUUCGCGAGGAGGUCGCCAAACUGAAGGAGGAGCGGGAUAACGCUCUUUCAGAACGGGAGCGUUGUCUUGAGGAGUUGUCGAAGUCCCGUGUUGACUUUAAGAACUUGGCCGAGCAGUCACAAGCCGAGGAGGCAAGGCUUCGGAAGCGGCGCACCGAAUACGCUCGUAAGGCUCUCAAGGAGGCUGCAGACCAAUUUCAGCAACGUCUCGACGGGAUUCAGAGGCAUUUUACUACCAGGGACGCGGCGUACCCCAAGUUCCUCGAUUAUAAUCAGGCGGUCGGGAGCGUUGACCUGCUGAAGGCGCUGGCUGAAACUGGGGAGAUCGUCUUGAAUUCCAAGGACGUGAUUGAGAGGCUUGAAGCUGAUGCGGAAGAGCUUAAGAACGAGGUCAAUGCGUUCGAUAUUGCCGAGCUGGAGGAAGGCUGGAAUGACGUCGGAAAUCUCUUCACGGGCUCUCUCGCUGCUGAAGAAACCGAAGUCGUUGACGGUGAAGUUGUUGGUGACGUCGAGGCCGUCGACCAAGUCGUUGGUGAUGGCGACGCCCAGAUCGGAGAUCCUCCUCAAGACGAGGCCGCGUCUUGAGUUUUUAUGUUAUUAUUUUUUAAGUUAUUUGCCGCGUAGUCGGCUUUUGUAAGACGCUUGCCACUU